Messenger RNA from Rattus rattus (black rat), 3152 nucleotides. Its product is annotated as ATP-dependent RNA helicase DDX19B-like. Gene Ontology annotation, biological process: poly(A)+ mRNA export from nucleus. Gene Ontology annotation, cellular component: nucleus; cytoplasmic stress granule. The record is from RefSeq and is a predicted model, not a curated record. Lineage: Eukaryota; Metazoa; Chordata; Mammalia; Rodentia; Muridae. Gene Ontology annotation, molecular function: RNA helicase activity; ATP binding; RNA binding.
UUCUGAGCGGCGGUGAAUGAUUUCCCCCGGGGCGGUGCUGGACCUCUCUGCCACCCACCUGAGUCCGCGGUUGCACCGCCCAAGCGGGCAAACCUGCCAGCGCUGCCGGGGCACCGGGGACCAUGGCCACGGAUUCUUGGGCCCUAGCAGUGGACGAGCAGGAAGCCGCCGCUGAGUCGUUGAGCAACUUGCAUCUUAAAGAGGAGAAAAUCAAACCAGAUGCCAAUGGUGCUGUUGUUAAGACCAGUGCUAACACAGAGAAGACAGAGGAAGAUGAGAAAGAGGACAGAGCUGCUCAGUCUUUACUCAACAAGCUGAUCAGAAGCAAUCUUGUGGAUAACACCAACCAAGUGGAAGUCCUGCAGAGGGACCCGAGCUCCCCGCUCUACUCAGUGAAGUCCUUCGAGGAGCUUCGCCUGAAACCACAGCUUCUCCAGGGAGUCUAUGCCAUGGGUUUCAACCGCCCUUCCAAGAUCCAGGAGAAUGCACUGCCUUUGAUGCUUGCUGAGCCCCCACAGAACUUAAUUGCCCAGUCUCAGUCUGGUACUGGGAAAACAGCUGCCUUCGUGUUGGCCAUGCUCAGCCAAGUAGAGCCUGCAAACAACCAUCCCCAGUGUCUCUGCCUCUCUCCAACCUAUGAGCUGGCUCUUCAAACAGGAAAAGUGAUUGAGCAGAUGGGCAAGUUUUACCCUGAACUGAAGCUAGCUUAUGCUGUUCGAGGCAAUAAAUUGGAAAGAGGUCAGAAGGUGGGUGAGCAGAUUGUCAUCGGUACCCCUGGGACCGUCCUGGACUGGUGCUCCAAACUGAAGUUCAUUGACCCCAAGAAGAUCAAGGUGUUUGUUCUGGACGAGGCUGAUGUGAUGAUAGCGACUCAGGGCCACCAAGACCAGAGCAUCCGCAUCCAGAGGAUGCUGCCCAGAAACUGCCAGAUGCUGCUUUUCUCUGCCACCUUUGAAGACUCAGUGUGGAAGUUUGCCCAGAAGGUGGUCCCAGACCCCAACAUCAUCAAGCUGAAGCGUGAAGAAGAGACGUUGGACACCAUCAAACAGUAUUACGUCCUUUGCAAUAACAGAGAGGAGAAGUUCCAGGCCCUGUGCAACCUGUAUGGGGCCAUCACCAUCGCCCAAGCCAUGAUCUUCUGCCAUACCCGCAAAACAGCUAGCUGGCUGGCGGCAGAGCUCUCCAAAGAGGGCCACCAGGUGGCCCUGCUGAGUGGAGAGAUGAUGGUGGAGCAGAGGGCUGCUGUGAUCGAGCGCUUCAGAGAAGGCAAAGAGAAGGUUCUGGUGACCACCAACGUGUGUGCCCGUGGUAUUGAUGUUGAACAAGUGUCUGUGGUCAUCAAUUUUGACCUUCCUGUGGACAAGGACGGGAACCCAGACAAUGAGACCUACCUGCACCAAGACAUUGGGCGACAGCGCUUUGGCAAGAGGGGCCUGGCAGUAAACAUGGUUGACAGCAAGCACAGCAUGAAUAUCCUCAACAGAAUCCAGGAGCAUUUCAAUAAGAAGAUAGAAAGAUUGGACACAGAUGACUUGGACGAGAUCGAGAAAAUAGCCAACUGAGAAGCUUCUCCAUGGGCUGGCGCCACCCUCAGCACUCCCUGCCUGGGACUCCAGUGCUUUCAUGGCAUAGGCCUUGACAGGCACCUCAAAGACCAAGGUCUGAGUAGAGACUACCUACCUCAUUCGGAAUUACGUUUGGACUUGACAGAAAUUUGUGCAAAUGAUGAGGGAUGGUAGAAAAUUUGUUUACACAACUUUGGAAGAUUAGGCAUGAAUGAAUACACAGAAAUUUACCUUUUACAAGUCCCGUCUUUUUUUUUUUUUGGACAGAAUUUCCCCAUCUUUACACUAAUCUAGACAAUACGCCAAGGAUUCCUUACGUCAGAACUUAGCUGUGUGUGACUUGGAGUGUUCAGGCCAGGCCUGUGCAAGUAGCCGCACAGUAGUACAAGAAAGGCAGAGUCCCCAGGUAGGAGAAGGAUGUGUCAGGAAGGUAGCACGAGGUAGUUGUCCUGUGGACUGCUGUGCAGGACGUGGUGUGCAGUGGCUGAGCUGGAUGGAUGGUGCCAGACCCCGCUGACACUCUUUAGGAAACGACUUGUAUGCUGGACCAAAUGCCUUUGGGUCCCCCUCUCUCUCUGUUGAGCUUUGUGCCUCAGGAAUGUGAUGUUCUUUCCAGCAGGCAGCAGUCGUGUGCAGUGCAAAUCUGGUAUUGUGAGUUCUCGGCUCAUACUUCAGCAAGACCUGUGUGGCAGUUGUCAGAGGAUUAGUGGUACCUUGGCUUACACCUAGUUCAUGGGGACUUGAACCAUUGUUUUUACAUCUGUAACAUCACUUUGACUGUUAGUCGUCCCAGGCAAAUAAAAGGGUACCUGAGAUCUGGAUUUUAAGUGAGUACUGUAGCUUCAAGUUUCUGAUGGGCAAGCAGCCUUGAUCUGAGCAGUUGCCAAAAAUCCUUGCUUUGUUGGUGGUUCCCAAAGACCAGUCCUGUCAGGGCUAGGGGUGAUUACAGACACUGAGCAUUGUGAGUCUACAGGGAUUCUCAUGGUCUGUGUUCACAGUGCCUGGAAUGAAUACAAGUGAGUGUGAUGAGGGGCAGAUGGACCACAGCCAUUUGUCUGUCCAAGACAGAGUAAUCGCCAUGCGUUUGCUCCUUCUUCCCUUAGCACCUGUCAGUAGAAUAGUAAAGCAAACAAUAGGAACAGAAUUUGUCACAGUUAGGUCAUAGAUACCCUGAGUGACGCAAACGGAAAGAUCGAGAAGCAUCCUCUCAUGGGGUGAGUCCUCUCUCUAGGGCCUGUUUUGUUUUGUUGCAUGUAUGUGUUUGCUGGGACUCAAAGCCAGAGCCCUGUGGUCUGUAAUGUAAGCACGUUACACUUAACCAUUAUUCCCAGCCAUGGUAGAAGAAUUUUGUGAUGAGAGGUAUUGAUCCCAGAUCUUCUUAUCUGUGUUCAUGUAUCUUAAGGCCAGCUCUGUCACCUGGGAAAGGAGAGUGCCAUGGCUACCACCUGGGGGUGGCUCAGUGUCACAGAGAAACCAACAGCCUGCCAGUUCUCUACUUUCUCCAGUGGGUAUUUGAAUAGAAUUCUCUGUGCGCUUUUGGCCAACUUUGAUCUUAGGAGUCUUAAAAGGAGAGAAUAAACUUUCUCU